Molecule: messenger RNA, 4339 nt
Organism: Entrophospora candida
Lineage: Eukaryota; Fungi; Glomeromycota; Glomeromycetes; Entrophosporales; Entrophosporaceae
Source: the annotation of a GenBank genome assembly
AUGAGUGAAGAAAAUAUUCAAAACAAUUUUAUAGAAGUCGUUCCAGAUGAAAGGAUCGAUCAUAUUCAAAGACAGAAUGAUAUAGAAUCUCAAAAAUCACAUUCUUCUGAAAAACAACAUUUGAUGCUUGGCACAAUAAGUCACAAUGCAGUGCAAAGACUAAACACUUUAAGAUCAAAAAUCCUCGAUCAAAAACUUGAAAUACAAAAUUGCCAAAAACAAGUACAGUCUAAAGAAUACAAGAUUAUAUCUCUCCAGGAAAAUCUUGAUAAUACCAAUAAUGAGCUUAUUAAAAUCAAAAGUGACUACAAUAGUAUCAGUGUACAAUUUGAAGAAAAGAAACAAAUUUUCACAAUUUCACUAAAUAAAAAAGAUGAAGAAAUAUUAAAUUAUAAACAGGAAUUAGAUAAAGUUGUUGAUAGUCGGAGCGAACUUCAAAAUUUAAUGAAAUGUCGGGAAAAUGAACUAAAAGAAUCAAAUGAAAAUAUAAUACAUUGGAAGAAUUUAGCGGAACAAGCACAAAACAAAAAUAAUUAUCUCAAUGCAAAUAAUAAAUAUUUAUCUAAACUAAUAAUAUUUAAUCAGGAUAGAGAAAUUGAUGAUCUUAAACAAGAGAGGGAUAAGUUCCGUGAUGAUUAUAAAAUUGCAGAGGAUAAGAUUAGUUAUUUUUCCUCACAAGUGAAAAGACAACUUGGAGAAAUUCAUGAACUUCAAGAAGAAAAAAAAGAAUUGGAGGGUAACGUCAAUACACUUCGAUCUGGUAAAAUUAACAUCAAGAACCAAUAUGAAGAAGUGAAAAGACAAUUAUUCGAGGAAAAAAGUAACUCACAAAUGUUAGAAAGUGAAAUUUCUAGUUAUAAAAGCAAAACUAAUGAACUAGAGCAAAAAUGUCUUCAAUAUGAAAAAGAUAUUGAAAUCCUUACAAUCGCAAACAAAGGUUUACAACAAAGAUAUGAUAAUCUACCAGCUGAAUCAAAUAAUGAUAAUAAUAGUGACAUAAUCACAUCAAGAAGCACUCCUAAUGAGACAGGAACAUCUGUUAGGCCUACGAGCUAUCCACAAGUCACUCCAAUUGGUUCAUCAAUACCUGGUUUUAAUACUCCAACUACUCCUACAAUUGGUGCAACUGACUAUACAUCUAAUGUUGGUACCACCAAUGAAUCAAUAAUCAUUGGAAAUUUAAGGCAAUCAUUAGAUCAACAGAAUAGGAAUGUCAUUGAAUUGGUGCCAAAAGUUCAAGAAAGAAGAGAGGAGAUCUCAAGAAUACUUAACGAGUGUAAUAAUUUAUCAAUACAACUUAAUUUAAGAAAUGAAGAAGUUAAACAAUUAAAUGAAGAGGUACAAAGUCUUCAUACUGAAAAUAAUCAACUUAAUGAAUAUUUAACACAAUUGACAGUUGAAAAACAAACAAUCCUAGAUCAUAACACAAGUUUGAUUCGAACCAUUGAAGAUCUUCAACAAAGUGGACCAAAUAUUUCAAUCGUUGGGAUACACAGCAGAUCUUCUGGAUCAAAUUUUCCACAAGAUGUUUCAGAAUUGGUCGAAGAAUAUACAAGAGUCAAAGCUGAACAAAAAUGUUAUAAGAUCAAGAUUCAGAAACUUGAAGAUCAAAUUAAAGAUUUAGAACACACUAAAGAAAGAUUAAUGGAUUCUAUUAAAUUUAUUAAAGGUGUAAAUAUUCGUAUGAAAAGUCAGGCUCAUUUAUUAAGUACAGAACUUGAAAAUGAAAGAAAUUUGCAUAACGAGUUGUCAAAUUAUAUCAAAUCAAAUAAUUUAUCAAAGAAUUUAUCAAAUGAUGAUAUCCAAGGAAUUUCUGCUCAAAAACUACUCAAUCUUGAAAAAGAAAGCUCAAAAUUAAAGAUGGAUAAUGAAAUGAUUACAAAAGAGUUGAAAAAUGUUGAAGAGAAAUUGGAAAUUGCAAACAAAGAAUUAUAUAGUUAUCGGCUUCAGAAAUCAGAAAUUGAAUAUCAAAAGAAAACUUUAGAGGAUACAAAUAAACUCCUUGAAACACGUCUUAACCUCAAGGAAACAGAGUGUCAGAGUUACAAGCAAGUAUCAGAUCAAACUAGUAAAUUAAAUAAACAAAUUCAAGCAUUACUUACAAAAGCAGAUGUUGAUAGAACAGUAAUGAGUGCUGAGGUUGAUAAAUUAAAAACAGAGUUGGAUUCAACUAAAAAUACAUUAUCUGAAUUACAAAAAGAUUAUACUAAAGGAUCAAAUGACUUGCAUGUUACUAAAGAGAAAGCAGAAAGUUCUUAUAAUGAAGUACAGUUGUUGAAAAAAGCUAACGAAGAGCUUGAGAAAAAGUAUAACCAAACUCAAGAAAAAUUAAUAAAUGCACAAGCUAAAAAUGAAAAUCUUAAAGAACAACUCUCAGAUCUGAGUGAAAGAUAUUCUAAUGCAAACCUUAAAUGGACUGGAGAAAAUCAAAAACUCGUAGACUCUUCUAAACAAGCAAAUAGUAAGGUUGUUGAAUUACAAACUGAAAUUGAAGAGUUAAAGAAAAAAGUUGAAUUGCAAUCUAAUGAACUCAAGCAAUCUCAAGAAAAAUUGUCAGUUUAUGAGCAAAAUGAACAAGGAGCAUUAAUUAAUAAAUUGAGUCAUGAUUUGGAUUCUGCCAAUGAAGAAAUUAAUGUAUUGAAUAAGGGAAUGGAUGUUCUUAAGAAUUCUCUUGAAACACUUGAAAUAAUUUCCAAUAAUACAAAACAAGAUUAUGAACACUUAAAAGAUACUCUAGAAAAAGAAAGAGCUGAAUUCCAGUCACGAUCAGAAGAUUUUGAUAAAAAAGAUGAAGAAUUUCAAAGGAUGAAAAAUGAGCUUUCUAUAAUAAAUCAAGGACUUACAGAGGUGACUAUUGAAAAGGAACAGUUGGAAAAAACAUUAAGUGAUCUACAUAAUAAAUCAAAAGAAGAUGAGACACUGCUUCGUUUAGAAAUUCAGAAACAUAUAGAUAUGUUAGCAGAACUACAAAACAAUUAUAACUAUCAACUUCAAAUUAAUGUCAAAGAUUCUCAACAGUUAACUGAAGUCAGACAAAAAUAUUCACAACUACAAUUAGAUAUUGAAAAGACCAAGAAUGAAAAACAAAUUUUAGAUUCUUCGUUGAGACAACAAAAAGAAAAUUCUGAGAGAGAAUUGACUACAUUAAGAAAUGAUUAUAAUCUUCUUUUGGAAAACAACAAGGUUCUUAAAGGUUAUUUUGAUAAGAAUGUUGACAUGUCAGAAGAUCAAGUGAUACCAAUAUUGAGAAAAGAGAAUGAGAGAUUAAUAAAUCAAAGAGAAUUCUAUUUACAACAGGUUGAAAAAUACAAGGCACAACUUGAAUUGUUACAAAAGACUGCUGAUGAAUUGAAAGAAUCAUUGAACAAAGAACGCGAACAAAAAGAAUCAAUUGAUUUAGAACAAUUGAAACUUCAACUUCUUGAAAAAGAAAAUCAAGUUAAGAUACUUGAAGAAAGUAACAGAACUCUUAGAUCUGACUAUGAUAAAAUGAAGAAGCUAAAUCUUGUAGAAAAUGAUAGAAAUUGGUGGAGAGAACGAUUUCACGUAGUUUUAGAAAAACAUGGAAUAAGUGAUCCAGAUGAACUUGAACAAACUAAAGAAAAAUUGAAAAAAUCCGAAGGAGAAAAGGACACAUUAAUGAAAGAAAAGGACGUGUUAAUGAGAGAAAAGGAUGCAUUAAUUAAAGAAAAAGAUGCAUUAAAAGUAGAGAGAGACACAUUAAAAGCAGAGAAUUCAAGAUUAAGAAUUGAUGUAGCCAACUUUAAAAAACAAAUUACUGAUUCAAAGAAACAAAUCGAUGAUUUAAAUAAAGAAAUACUUCAAUCUAAGAAAGCGGAUCAAACUACUACCAAGAAUUUUCAAACCCUUAAGGGACAAUUUGAGAAUUUAAAAGGUUAUGCUCAGAAAUUGAAAACAGAGUUAUUAAGAUUAAGGUCUCAAGAAACCAUGUGGACCACUAAAAAUAAAAAGUUGGAGAAUGAAAUUGCUGAGUUAAAAAAAGCUCAGGAGACCUCUUUACAAACUGUUGAAGUUAUUCCAGCAGCACAACCUCUAGAAAUCUCAAAGCCUGAAACUACCACAUCUAACCCUACUGAAACUCCAAAUCCUGAAGUAGCUUCUAGACCUAUUAUGGAAGCACCAACACCCCCUGCUAAACCAACAGAGACACCUGAGGCUCUUACAAAAAUUUCUGAAGACACACCUAAACCCGAAGAAGCAUCUAAACCACCAGUAAAAUUACAAAGGUAUCGAGGUCCUUUGGAAACAUCAACUACUGCUCAAAUCAAACGAUCUAGAGAAGAAGAUACACCUCAGACAACUACAACAGAUGAUCAAG